Penicillium psychrosexuale is the source of this 1323-nucleotide messenger RNA. RefSeq lists its product as uncharacterized. Gene Ontology annotation, molecular function: protein kinase activity; ATP binding. The transcript has 5 exons. NCBI's taxonomy places the organism in Eukaryota, Fungi, Ascomycota, Eurotiomycetes, Eurotiales, Aspergillaceae. Gene Ontology annotation, biological process: spliceosomal complex assembly; regulation of mRNA processing; protein phosphorylation. The coding region runs from base 1 to 1323 and encodes 440 amino acids. The record is from RefSeq and is a predicted model, not a curated record.
AUGACGCGUUCGUUGACUCCAUUCCGCAGACAACUCUUCCCGAUGCCUCCUCGGGAAGCUCUUCUACCCCAAAACGAAUUGGUGGAUGAAGAGAUCUGCCCAGGCUAUGAUUCCACCAAAUUCUACCCAGCGAAUCCGGGUGAAUUACUCGGCGACCGGUACCAAAUCCUAGUCAAAGUCGGCUGGGGUAUCUCUUCUACUGUGUGGCUUGCUCGUGAUAUGAUGGGACAUGAAGAAGAACCGGAAAGCGUCGUAACGCUAAAGAUAACAAAUACAAAUACAAAUCAAACCGCGGUUGAGGGAGAACGUCAAAUCGAGGAACGCAUUGCGAACGCAGAUCCAUCACACCGCGGACUUGCAUUAUUUCGACCAAAUGUGGAUUCUUUCGAGGUCUCCGGUCCUAAUGGAAAACAUCUAUGUCUGGCGUACGAGCCCAUGAGGGAGCCAUUCUGGCUUUUCCAGAGGCGUUUUGAAGAUUGGCGGAUUCCGCUUCCCCUUGUCAAGACGUACAUUCUCUUUUUUCUCGUGGGCCUUGAUUAUCUUCACACAGGAUGCAAGGUUAUCCAUACAGAUCUAAAACUUGAGAACAUCAUGGUCUCCUUCGAAGAUCCGGCUGUGCUUGGAGAUUUUUUAAAUUCCCAUCUCGAUCAACCAGUUCAGUGUAAAAUUGACUCGACAGGGCGACACAUAUAUCGCAGGCACAACGACUUUGGGCCGGUAAGGAAUAUAAGAAGAAUCCUUCCGAAAAUCGUUGAUUUCGGAGGGUCUACACAAAUUGAUAGCGAGAAAGAACGCGGCAUAUAUCCCAUACAACCAGAUCACUAUCGUGCGCCUGAGGUUAUUCUUGGAUGUGGCUGGGAAACGAGUGCUGAUAUCUGGAAUCUGGGAGUUCUUCUCUGGGAUAUUAUACAGGGAAGAGAGCUCUUUCGCCAGGUCCACGAUGCGCAGGGUCACUAUCAAGCUAAAGCGCAUCUUGCAGAGAUGAUAGCUCUACUCGGUCACCCUCCGCCGGAGUUAAUCGCAAGACUUCAAUCGAUGAAGUAUCAAUGGCCCGAACCUGUGGAAGAGGACGGUGUGACCUAUGAUAGUGCAGAGCAAUAUUUCGGCGGUCCCUUUUUUGAUCAUACAGGGAAAUUCUUGCACGAGGACUUGAUCCCCGAUCGGAAUCUCGCGGACACACUUCCAUUUCUCGAAGAAAAGGAAAGAGAGAAUUUCUUGUCCUUUGCAAAAAUGAUGCUGGCCUGGCUCCCAGAAGAGAGGAAGACGGCACGUGAACUGAUAGAGCACCCAUUCCUCCAAAGAACGAAGAAGCCUGGCAAUUGA